This is a messenger RNA of Fimicolochytrium jonesii, 810 nucleotides long. Its product is annotated as translocator protein. The record is from RefSeq and is a predicted model, not a curated record. The transcript is spliced from 3 exons. The coding region runs from base 138 to 665 and encodes 175 amino acids. Lineage: Eukaryota; Fungi; Chytridiomycota; Chytridiomycetes; Spizellomycetales; Powellomycetaceae. Gene Ontology annotation, cellular component: mitochondrial outer membrane.
UGGCAGAGUGGUAUCGUUUUUGCCUUUUUGCCCUUCACGCAUUUGUGCACACACGUCAUCGAUGCCCACGUUCUCUCCUGUGCAAGUCUCCGCUUGUUUCCCAAACGUUUAAUCUCUUACGACAAUAACCCAGAAAGAUGCCCAGCACACUGGACUUCAUCAACAAGCCGCUCGUCACCGCCGUUGGCGUGCCCCUCGUCCUCGGGAUGGCCAUGGGGACCAUCUCCCGCCGACCGGUGCAGACGUGGUAUAGGACCAUCAACAAGCCGAGCUGGACUCCACCGAACUGGGCUUUUCCUGUGGCCUGGACUUCGCUCUACGCUGCCAUGGGCUACUCCUCCUACCUCAUCUACCGCGCCGGCCUCGCACGCCCUUUCCUUGACACCACCACCCCGCUCCGUCUCUACGCCGCCCAACUCGCGCUCAAUAUCGCCUGGACGCCCAUCUUCUUCGGAACGGCCAAUUUCGGUCUCGCCACCGCCGACAUCCUCGCGUUGCUCGGCACGCUCGUCGCCACGACGGUCGAGUUCAGCAAGAUCGAUACCUUCGCGGCGUGGUUGCUGGUGCCGUAUGUGGCGUGGGUGUCCUAUGCGUCGGCGAUGACGGUUUGGAUUUGGAGGAAUAACCCGAAGAAGGGUCGGGAUGUGAGGAGGAAAGGGUUGUAGAAUACCUUGAGGCGUAUGUACUCUUCUCCCAUCUGGCGUACGAUUUUGAAUGUUCUACGUUCCGUGCAUAUUAUAUGCUAUAUCUUAGUACUGCGUAGUUCCAGAUUUCGCUGCUACUGUAAGCUAAACCAUCGCGCCGGCCCUU